Pantherophis guttatus is the source of this 10383-nucleotide messenger RNA. RefSeq names its product CKLF like MARVEL transmembrane domain containing 4 (gene CMTM4). The record is from RefSeq and is a predicted model, not a curated record. Lineage: Eukaryota; Metazoa; Chordata; Lepidosauria; Squamata; Colubridae. Gene Ontology annotation, cellular component: membrane.
CGACAUGCCGCCGUCGCUGCUGCUGCUUGCUGCGCCUUCUUCUUCCUCUUCUUCUUCCUCGGCGUGAAGCGAGGCUCCCGGGCCGCCAUGAGGAGCCCCGAGGACCUGGAGGGCUUCGACGGCGAGGCGUCCAGCACCUCCAUGAUCUCCGGCGCCAGCAGCCCCUACCAGCCCACCACCGAGCCCGUCAGCCAGCGCCACGGGCUGCGCGGCCUCCGCUGCGACCGCGACUACCUGCGCGGUACCCCCGGCCGCCUGAAGAUCGCCCAGGUGGUUUUGGCUUUGAUUUCCUUCAUCUGCAUAGAGACCAUCAUGGAAUGCUCUCCUUGUGAAGGACUUUAUUUUUUUGAAUUUGUCAGCUGUAGCGCAUCGGUAGUUACUGGAGUUCUAUUGCUUAUGUUCAGCCUAAAUCUCCACUCAAGAAUAUCACAGAUCAACUGGAACACUACAGAUUUGGUCAAUACUGGAAUCUGCACUUUUUUCUUCUUCAUUGCGUCGAUAGUACUUGCAGCUUUAAACCAUAAAAAAGGUGCAGAAAUUGCAGCUGUGAUAUUCGGGUUUUUGGCAACCGCAGCCUAUGCUGUGAAUUUAUUUUUAGCAGUUAAAAAUUGGAGAAACACCAACAGACAGCAAAACACGCGACAGACCAGUGACUAUAUACGUGCUCGGACAGAAUCCAGAGAAGUAGAUAACCGUCCAGAGAUUCAACGUCUGGAAGGGUGAAAACGGGAACUUCCUGAAAAAGAUUUAAAAAAAAAAAAAAAAAGCCUGUGGACCUAUGUUUUAAAGCAAAGAAGAUGCCGACGAUAAUUUUUUACAGGCAGUAAAGGAGAACGUGAUGGCCAAGAGCAUGUUCAAAGAGAAGGAGGUGGAUUAAGAAGCAAUUAUAUGAAGGCUAUAAUGACAAUUGCAUAUAUUUUUUUUUGCCCGUAAAUAAUGGAGGAUGGAGAUACAUCAAGAGUGGAGAAAGGGAUGCAUAACAUCCAGACCAAAAAAAAAAAAAAAAAAGUAGAAUUAAUUCUAGCAAUAGAUUGUAUUUUUGAAACAUAAUUUUGAUGUUUGGCAUCAUGCACUGAGAUGAAAGAUAGCAAGAAUAUAAAUUGGCUAUUGGAUUACGAAACUGCUACAUAACAUUUUCCAACAGGUUUGCCAGGUUACUUUUCGAUCUCACACUCCUACACUUUCUCUGUGUCACUGCAACAAGCAGCCAGCUAUAUUAGACUUUUAGCUGGAGGAUCAGGUAAUACUACAGUAACUUAACGAUUUUGACUGCAAAAGAAAACACCAAGCGCCACUCCCUCUGUGGUUACAAGUUAGGUACGACCUGAUAUUGAAUCCUAUCACCUGUUACAUUCGUUCUCUUUUUGUUUUACUUUGAAAGAAACACAAAGUAGAUAUUGGAGUUGUUUGUGUAAACAUGUAUAGACAAUGUUUUUCUUUCUCUCCCUUUUAUGUUCAGCUACAGCAGAGGUCUUCAAACUUGGCAGCUUUAAGACUCUUAGACUUCAAUUCCCAGAAUAGCAUAGCUGGCUGGAGAAUUCUGGCAUUUGAAGUCCACGAGUCUUAAAGCUGCCAAGUUUGGGGACCCCUGAGCUACAGGAAAGUCUCAUUGUGGUCAGGGCUUAAUAACAUUUGUUUUGCAUCCACGGAUCGCUGUGUUUCUGAAACUGUGCAACUGUCCUGAGAACUUAAUUGGUUUGGCUGCUAAUUUCUAUUGUCCAAAUUCGGGGUGAAAUGUAUUUCUGAGUUAAGCUGUUAUUGUAAUGGAAUGUGGGAAAGACUUUGGGAGACAGAGUGAAGAGAUGCUUUCCAGGGAAACGGUCAGAAAAAAAAUCCCAGGAGAGUUGGAAGCUGGAUAAUGGUUCUAGAAUGUAUAAAGAAGUUCAGAAGAGACCCAACUUUGGUCUGUUAGAUUCUGUUAAAAAAUAAAGUUAGAAUCUGGUUGUGAUUCCUGUCUAGUCUACCUGAUGAGGCUGACUUAUUGUGUUUCCCCAAAAAUAAGACCCUGUCUUAUAUUUUUUUGAACCCUGAAAUAAGCGCUUGGCCUUAUUGCCAUGUGCUCAAAAGCCCAGUUGGGGAUGCCUUAUUUUGGGGGAAACAGAGUAGUUGGAGGCCCUUAAACGGUAACUUUCUGGAUGUCAGAUCAGGCAUGUUUGAAGUAUGUCUGCAGAUUAAGACUUAUUUUGGCCAGUGAACAUAGUCAAUUAUGUGGUUUGUUUAGUUUAUAUUCAUACAAUAUAGUAACUCCAAUUUUCCUUCCACCUUUGUUUGAAAAGGGAGAACAAUGCAUUCUGCGAGUCGGGAAUGUAGAACCAGCGAUUAGAUUUGUCUCUCUUGUAUCCGUUGUGUAAUGGUGAUCACAAAAUUAAUGCAGUACUCUAUGUACCGUAUUUUUUGGAGUAUAAGAUGCACCCAUUCCCCCCCCCUAAAAGGGGGUGAAAAUUUAGGUGCGUCUUAUACACCAAAUGUAGCCCCGCCUACCCAGUGGCCCCCACCCUUUGGCCUCUGCGUCCCAGCAGUUACCUCCUUGCAGCAAGCAAGAAGAAACAGCUUCUUUCAGCUUCAGCACAGCCUAAUUAGGACAAGUUGAUUGGAUCGGCUCCUGACUCUCAGCUGUUUUGCUCUCAGCUGUUUUGCACAGGCCUCUGCUGCUUGCUGCAAGGAGGUAAAUUGCUGGAGCAGAUUUUUUUUUUUUGUGCUAAUCAAGUUAUGCUGAAAACGAAAAUGAAAGUAAAGGAGGCUGUUUGCUGUUUGCUGCAAUGAGGCAAAAUUGCUGGGAGGCAGAGGCAGAUUUCUUUUUCUUCUUUUCCUCACCAAAAAAGGUAGGUGUGUCUUAUACUCCGAAAAAUACUUUGUUUUUAAAUGACUUUUUGGGAAAGACAUCAGUUCAGAUAAAAAGGGCAGGAUUUUAAGCGUCAUGUACAUAAUCCCAAAUGGUUUUUUUUUUUUUUAAAUCUUUGGUACCGAUUCAAGCUGCAUUCAAAACUACUUUUGGAAGAGAAGUUCUAAAAGCAGCUUAAAUUAUGACCUGCUGGGGGAGCAAUUGCUAUUCCAAAAAGUUAGCAAAACAUGUGAUGCCGUAUAGCAAUUUCAUUUCCCCCCCCCUGUCAGUAGAUGAUAAGUAAAAUAAACAAUGGUGAGAAAAUACAGGGAAAUUUCACUGCAAAAAUAUCACCUGAAUUCCCCUUUCGUCCUGCCAGUAAAAUUCUGUACUGUAAAUGAGCUUUAUGAUAGAAAACGGCAACGCAAGGCAGGAUGUGUACUUAGAAGCCUUUAGAAUUCAUCUUAGUUCAGCUCAAUUACUUAGAGAGAAAAACUGAUUUGGCCCUUUCUCUUUGGUUCUGCCACUAAAUAUAUGAGGAUUGUAUGAAAAGUAAUGACUCAACCUUAUUGCCUCCUCCACCAAGGUAGGCUUAGAAGGAAUCAUACGACAAGAAAUGCUAGAAUUCUGUUUUAUUCAUAGAAGCUAUAGUUUAGUUUAGUUUCCUUUAUUUUAUUGUCAUUGCACAUGAUACGACGAAAUUAAAUGCCAUCUUCAGUGUACAUUAUAACUAUAAUAAUAAAAAUCUUGGUAGUACAGUGGUCUAAGGCACCCUGUUAUUAAGCUGGUUAUUAAGACCAGCUGCCUGCAAUUACUGCAGGUUCGAAUCUCGCCAAGGCUCAAGGUCGACUCAGCCUUCCAUCCUUUCUAAGGUAGGUAAAUUGAGGACCCAGUUGUGGGGGCAAUAAGCUGACUUUGUAUAAAUAUACAAAAGGAUGAAGGCUAUUGCUGAGCACACAUUGUAAGCCGCCCUGAGUCUCCGGAGAAGGGCAGCAUAUAAAUCAAAUUAAAAAAAAAACAAAAAAACGCAAACAUACAUCCUUUACAUUCUAUAUAAUUGAAAAUUGAAAACCCGAUAUUGCACUGUACCGUAGAAUUCAAUAUGAUUAUUGCCCUGGGAUAGAAGCUGUUUUUCAUCCUAUUUAUCCUUGUUUUUAUUAUCCUGUACCCUCUGCCAGAUGGUAAUAGUUCAAAAAAAAAAAAGAGUGCCCAGGAUGAGAUGGAUCUUUUAAGAAUGUUUUGAACUUUCACAAGGCAGUAAAGCUCUUCCAAAGAGGGGAGAGGGCAACCAAUAAUCCUCUGGGCAAUGAUGUUGACCCUCUGGAGUGCUGUCCUAUCUGCCAUUGUGCAAUUGGCAAACCAUACACAGGCGCAGUAAGUUAAAAUACUCUCUGCGGUGCAGCGGUAAAAGGCCACCAGCAGUUUUCCAUUCAGUUGUUGUUUGCUGAGAAAUCUCAGGUAGUAUAAUCUCUGCUCGGUCCUUUUGACCAGUGCUGCAAUGUGAGCACCCCAGGUCAGGUCCUCUUUUAUGAUAACACCUAGAAACUUAAAACUGGCCACUUGCUCCUUUGAUAAGCAAGGGCUGGAUGUCUGAUCUAUUCCUUCUACAGUCCACUAUAAGCUCCUUGGUCUUAUUUGUGUUAAAGACCACAGGCGUUUCCCCUUCCUUUCCUCUUAAAUCAAAGAAAAUCAAGGCAGGGCAAUUUUUAAUUCCUUCCCCAUUGUUUCUUGUUUUCCUAGGCUAAACUCUUCUAACAGCUACCCCAUACUUUUCCAAUGUAAUCUCUCUGCUCUUUUAUACUUUGUGAUGAUGUUCCAUAGAUAGCGAUGCUUAGUUUCUGGGUGACAGUGAUGAACCUAGUUUUCAUCAGCUGUCACAAUGCUGUGAAGAAGUUCCUUCUCUUGGUGCGACAACCAGUUUUCAAGUUUUGAAGGUUCCGUUUCUGCCAUCAUUCUGCAAGACACCCAUCAUGCUCAAACCUUCUGAUGCAGGAGAACAUCCAUAAGGUGACCUGCUAUCCGUGAUUCUCUGGAACACCAAGGUUGACAGCCAUUUCACUUUGAUCCGCUGAUCGUUCUUAAAUCGGUUCAUCAACUUUUCUUCCGUGAACUCUUGCUCUCUCACGAAUUGCGCACUUCGGCCUUGCCUCAGACAAAUCAACUCUUCCCAAUUCAUCAUCUUUGCAUUUACAACUUCACAAUUUUUGUUGGCUCGUUCGGCAGUGAAUUUUAGUUUAGUGGGAUUCCAUCGGCAGUCGAACAUUCAAUCAGUACGUUGCCUAAAGAGCACGGAUGAGUUCCCAUUUGCAAGUUUCUAUUUCGCAAACAAUAAUAGCAAGACAGUUUUUUUUUUCUCUUCGUAAAAUUUUCUACCAAUUGAAGUGGGGGAAAAAACAGAUGGUAAACAAUAUGUUUCUAAUAUGUAGGCAGUAACAUAUACUGCUGAAGGCAUUACUUUUCAUUCAAGACUUGUAAUUUAAGUAAGAACCCACCCUCCGUAACAUGCAUUGCAGCUGUGUUUGGGAAUAUGAUUAUUGUGUGUUACAAGAGUGACACUUAGCUAAAAAAAUAGACAUUUUAACAUUAUCGUGUAGAACAGAGGUACGGUACAUUAAAUUGCCUUGAGAAACUUAACCAAAUUUGUGCUUGAUAUUGUCAGAAAUGAUAAGCAUUGGAAGUCUGGGUAUGAGUAUAUAAAAACCUAUUAUAGCCGUCUUAGUCCACGAGGGCAAAAGUCCAUAAUCCACAGAUAAUGAAGAAGACCAUCUAAAACACUUUCUCAACCUUGACAGCUUGAAGAUGGGUGGACUUUAUCUCCUAGAAUUCUGGGAGCUGAAGUCCACCCACUUUCAACCUUCAAGCCAAGGUUGAGAAACACUGAUCUAGAAAACCAGUCAUCUGGAAAUCCUUUGUCCAACAAUAUUACAAAAGAAAAUACGGGGGAAGAAGUAAUGUUUGUAUAUCCUAGCGUAGUAAUUAUUAUUUUAUAUUUCCAUGUGAUCAACCAUUCAACUCAAUGCAUUAGGAAUGUACCCAAUCAGAGCUUUGAUUCAUAGCCUUAUUGGUUUUCUAAAGCUUCUAAUGACUAAAUACAUUUAUAUAUCACAUUUUGGAUGAGUGUUGGAAAUUAUUUACCUAGCCUAAGUCUUGUAAUAUCAAGUAAUGUUUAUAAAAACAUGAUUAAAGUAAUGUCCUAGAAGCUAUAUACUUUUUAGCAAUGACUUCCAUUUUAAGAAUAUUCGGCUUUUAGCUAGGAAAAAAGGCUUUGCAUAGUACUCUUUUUAUGAGACAGUUUUAUUUUUAUGAGAUAAGAACACUGCCUUUUCGGUGUUAGUUAUCUUAUGUUUUUCAUGAAAAAAGGUGCUCAGUGUAUUUGAACGGCUGUGGUCAGGUUUUAUUUUGUAGUUAAUUGUGAAGAUGUAAAGACCCAAUACACCAUCCAGAUUGUUACAGUUGUGGCUUGCGGUAUUUAGCUAAGGCUUGUCUUUACAGCUAUGCUAAUAUCCAUAGAUGAAAACUAAGAAGCUGGAGUGAAACUAUUCCUAUUCCUUCCUCUUGACAGCUGCGAUUGAUUUUGGAAAAUCAGCUCACUUUCUGGAAUAAUUUAAUUCAGAUGGCUUAUGAGCCCCAGAAAUAAAUAGGAAGAAAAAGGAAUACUGUUUUUUUUUUAAAAAAACCCACUAUUUGUAAUAUUUCUAGUAAACUAAUGUUUUGGAGUUUGUCUUGCCUUAUUUACAAUAUUGAUUUGAUACUAGAAGGAGUGCAAACAAAAACAGAAUCCGUGUCUGGUUUCCCUUGACUAGAAAACGAUUUCCCUUCUUAAUCUGCCUGGCCCUAUGCACAAGAUACGAAUGUGCAGUUCCGCCAGAAAAUCAUUCAUUUUUCUUAAGCUCCUGUCCCUUCUAAAAAAACCUUCUUUCCAAAUUGAGGACCAUUUGCAUGUGUCGAGAACAAUUCCACAAUAUUCAGCCAGCGUGGUCAAGACUGCAAGGUAGGGAAAGUUGGGUGUAGCUAACUUGUGUGAAUUUGGUGGUGUUUAAUUUGGGAUAAAAUCCGAUAAAAGCAUUGAAGAGGGCAAAACAUCUACGGAGAUUCUCAACCCACCAGGUCAUGGUUAUUCCAAAGGUGCUUUUCAAAAGGCAACUGGACUUCCCUGGUUUUUUUUUUCCCUUGAAAACAUUUUGUUUCUCCUCCAAGAAGCUUCCUCGGUUCUAUCAGUUCAAUCCUUUCUAUCAGUUCAAUCAAUUCACUUCAAUCCUUCUGUUCCCCACCAGUGGUGGGUUUCACAUUACGUUACUACUGGUUCGCCGUGCACACACACUUGCUUCAUGCGUGCAUGCCUGGUUUAUGCACACGCCUGCCUUCCGCACAUGCGCCCGGCUUCAAAAACGUGCCUAAAUAGGAUGGCAUAGAGCCGGUUCGGGCCGGUUCGCCCCAAACUGACUGAAUACCACUUCUGUUCCCCACCAUUCAGUCAGAACUGCAGAAGCUUCUUGGAGGAGAAGCGAAACGUUUUCAAGGAAAAAAAAAAUCAAAGUCCAGUUGCCUUUUGGGAUAUCUAAGAGGGCAUUGUGAGUCCUAGCUUAUUUCUGGCUAUCAAGAAGUCUUCUGUUGUGGCAUUUUAAGAACCCUAAGUAAAAGUACUGUAAACAGAGCCUGUUCAGAGGUAGAAUAACUCAGAUUGUACAUCUUUUACAUUCCAUUAUGUAUGAUCUCUGUCCACUGUUCAUAUUUGGGACUGGAAUAUAUAUAUAUAUUCCACAUAUAUAUAUAGGUGCUCUUGGACCUCUAUACAUUGUUGUUAAAGCAUCUUGAGAUGAAAAAGCGAAACUCGUGUUAGGAAGUGGGCAUCUUGAUUCGGACACCUGUUUCAGUGACUCUGGUAAACCCCACUUACACUUCCUCAACCUAGAAUAAAAGAUGCACUUAAAUCGUCUUAUGCGGAUACUUCUCUUCUGCAUUAUUGUGGAUGGAACCUAUUUGUAUAUAUUGAGGUUUAUGAAUUGAGAUAUGAUACGAUGAUGAGAUGGUAAACUGUAUAUUUAUUGUUCACUGUUAUUGUCCCAGUUUGGCUAGAGUGCCUUUUUUGUACGAAUAUCCUUUGUGUGUGAAUGGCAUGAACCCUUCUCGGAGAUCCUUCCAAACAAACGCUAUUUUUAUAAUCGCAAAUUGCUAAACGACAACUUUUAUUUUUUAGUUCUGUUAAAACACCAGCCUUAAUGGAUUCCUCAGCCUUUUUUAAAGCCUCUGCUUCCCUGGGCAGAAGUUGAAAAAUGCCAUUGCAUUGCCAUGGGCAAACUCUAAUGUUGUUUAACGUGCGAUGCAAACCUUUUGGUAGGUCUAGAGAAAGUGUGUAAAAAAAUGUGGAUUUUGGUUGACAAGGGACCAAGUUAAAGCAGGUAACACAAUUCCUGGGGUAGCACAAGUGCUAUUAUGAAACGAGGGGCACCAGUAGGUAAAGAGAGAUGUUUUCUCCUAAUUUAAAAUGUUUUCAAAUAUAUGGUAAGUUGCACUUGAUUUGUUUUAGAGGAGUCUUUUGAAAAACGAAGUAUUGGAUUGUUUCAAUACCCGCUCCAAGGCACUAACACUGUGUUCUAGACUUUUUCAGAAAUCAAACUUUUGUGACCAAAAAUAUUACCUAAAUAAGAUUAUCAACAAGCUAAUAAAAGACAGGUGAUUUCAAUUUGAUCCUUUCCUUCCAGGGUGAAACCAUAUUUAAAGUAUCACGUCUUAAGUUAUUGGCUAUUGUGAAAUAAACAUUCCUCCUACUAAGAAAGGCUUAGAAAAGCUUGAUUAUAUAGCAUGAAACACUAUUGAAGUCAAGUCCCAGGGACUUAAUUUUUUUUAAAAAAAAACAGCAACUAUUGCAAAAGUAUGCCUAGUUACCAUACCAGCAGUUUGUAAGCAAAAAAAAAAAAAAAGGCAAGAAAUUGUUUAAUGCUGUGGAUUUAAGUUACGGUAAAUAUAAUUAGAUCUAAAGUUUGAAUAUGGUUUCAGUUACAAACCUGGUUUGCUGGUGAGCUGAAUCAGUUUUCAACUGAUGAUGGGAUUCAGCCGGUUCAGGCGAGUUUGGGCGAACUGAUUGUUAAAUUGCUGGCUGUCCCCCCCCCUUUUCCAGGAAACAACAUGCGCCCCAUUUUGGCUCCCAAGUAAGUGCAGGGAGACCUACCAGGCCCAAAAUGGGGCACGGGGGGGGCCCCCUGGCCCGUCCCCCUCACCGCCUGUUCUUGCUCCCAGGAGGCUGCAGGGAGGCCAAGUGCUGCCUGUCACACCCCCUGGCCACGCCCAUCAUGGCCACACCCACCCAGCUGAUCAUUAGGCCUGAGAAGCGGUUGUUAAAUUAUUUGAAUACUACCAAUGAAUGUGACCUACAUUGUAUCAGAUAGAAUAGUUUGUUUUCUAAGUUUUAUCUAGCAGAAAAUCACAUCUUUUCAGAGAGAAAAAUCUGCUUUCAAGAUUGUGUGGUCAGCAGAUAUAAUUUCCCAUCUGAAUCCUUUGCCGUUUAGAUUGGCAUGCCCUUCUGAGCUCUGCAGUUUGGGGAACAUAUUUUCCAAUACGGUCCACGGAGACUUGGUCAAAAUAUCAUUUCAAUGGCCUGGGACUACAACAGGAGGCUUCAUAACCUUCUGUUACUACAAAUGGUUCAGAAACUGCUAUCGGGCGACUUCAAGAACACAGGAAGAAAUCUGGUGAUCUUGCAUCUGCGUAGUCUAAAUAUUGAUCAUUGGCUUGGCCAAUGCAGGAAUCUAGUUGUUUUCAUUUCGAACAUAACACCACCAGCAUAGUAAAACAUGGGUGGAAAACAGCGCAGUCUGUAGUAACCCGUUAGUGUUUUAUCAACUUCCGCAACUUUAAGCUGGCUGAGGAACUCUUUUGAGAGUUGAAGUCCACACAUCUUAAAAGUUGUUGAGGUUGAAAAACCCUGCAUUUGUCCUUCCGGAGCAAAGUUAAUCAUAUUCCACAAAGUUCCUGUGGUUUCAAGACUUAUCUGUACGGCCUUUUGCUUUAGUACCAAGAAAAAAAAAAACUUGAGCGCAGAAAGUUUCUUCCUGCAUAAAGAUACUCUUUGACAUUCCAUAUCUGAGGAUUUCUGUCUGUUGUGUGAAUAAGACGUAUAUCCAUUCCAAAGUUUCAUGAAGACAAAUAGCAGUUGUAUGCCAUGCACUUUUAAUUUCCAAUAUUACUCUGCAUUUAUAAACUUCCAAGAUGAAGGAUUGUAAUGAUUUUUUUUUUACUUAAAACUGAAGGCAAUCACCAAAUUGCUGCUUGGUCAGUUCUGGUUUUUAAAUUUAUUCCUAUGUGGUGUAUUUUUGUAUAUUGGCAUGGUUUAUUCUGGGUAAUGUAAAAUUGACUAUGAGUAUCCUCCUGCCUUUUGAUCUAUACUUUUUUGGGGGACGCACCAGGAUAUCGGAUUCUAUCAAAUUCUCAUGGUACUUGUCUAUUUUCAUGGUGUGUUUUUUUAAAAACCUGUAUUUUUGUAUGUAGGACAAAAUCAUAAGCUUUCGGAGUACUAAUCUCAUAUGGAAUCAUUGUAAAGGAUUUAAUAAAUGGGUAGGAAUAAA